This is a messenger RNA of Drosophila hydei, 3914 nucleotides long. RefSeq names its product endoplasmic reticulum aminopeptidase 2. The transcript has 13 exons. Gene Ontology annotation, cellular component: cytoplasm. Bases 558 to 3914 code for a protein of 1118 amino acids. The record is from RefSeq and is a predicted model, not a curated record. Gene Ontology annotation, molecular function: zinc ion binding; peptide binding; metalloaminopeptidase activity. NCBI's taxonomy places the organism in Eukaryota, Metazoa, Arthropoda, Insecta, Diptera, Drosophilidae. Gene Ontology annotation, biological process: proteolysis; peptide catabolic process.
UUCUGCAUUAAAUAAUCAAAUACAAUAAAAAACAGUUGUCGAAAACUUUUAUUUACCAUAAGAAGGCAAGCCAAAUAGAGUCUUUCCUGUGUUAUUUGCCGGUGUUUUUUGUGUUGCCCUGUGCUCGGUUUAUUAAAAAAUAUCUCCAAAACAUAUACACAUACAUAUACCACAGCUUCCUUAGCAUAUCCACAUUUAUAUACACAUAUAUACUAUUUCCUCGACUUGGCGCCCAAAAUACGAUUCAAUGCAAACAAAGGAUUCUGCUGCGUAUUUAAAUUGAAUAAGCUUCUACGACUAAGAACUAAACAUAUUAGUGUCUCUCAUCAUCUGUAACUGGACCAAUUUUAUACACAAAAAGACGAAAACAAUCUCGAACUCUUCUCACCGACUAUAUAAACUUAUACAAAAGUACUUUAGAAGGUCAUUCUAUUGACUACACAUAUCGCAGAGGGACGCACCCCGAUUUGAGAUUUGAGCUGUUGCCGCACCCACCUGACCAGAGAGAUCCAUUCAAGACGGCGCCGCUUAAACCACAGGCCUACAAAUUUGGACAGAUGUUAUGUUGUGGCUUCUGCUGUGGCAACAUGUCGAAACGGGACUACAAAGUGGCCACCACAGAUGGCAUCGAGCUGGAGCCGUUGGGCGGCGAAAAGACCGAUAAGGAGAAGGACAAGGAGAAGCAAACGAAUGGCGUUACCUUUGGUGGCGAAUCGAGCGGCGGCCGCCAGACGCGCACCGGAGUCGCCGUCUGCUCGCAGCGUCGCGCCCUACUCGUUGCUGGCAUCGUCCUUGGAUCCCUGCUGCUGACGGCCAUUAUCAUUGCCUACGCCGGACCCCAAAAUGACUGUUCCUGUGCGGCGAAAACGACGUCUGGCUAUGAAACGGAUGAAGAAAACAACACACAGCCAUUCAAUCCAAUUGCAACGAACGGGGAGCCCUUUCCCUGGCUGGAGAAGAUGCUGCCCAAUAGCGUCCGACCCAUGCGCUAUGUGGUCACAAUACAUCCCAAUCUCACAACGCUGGACGUGAAAGGUCAAGUGACUAUCGAUCUGUUCAUAGAGAAGGAGACCAACUUCAUUGUGCUGCACAUACAGGACCUGAAUGUUACCGAGAAGGCGCUGGUUACGCCCGGACCCAAGGGCUAUGCCUUGAAGAUAAUCAAGGUGCUGGAAUUCCCGCCGCGGCAGCAAUUUUACAUUGAAGUUAAGGAGAAGCUGAAGAAGAAAUCAAAUUAUACGCUAAAUCUACGCUGGUAUUCCAAGCUGAAUCCCGAACCGGAGGGCUUCUAUGUGGAUCAGUAUGAGAGCUUCAAUGGACGGGAACGCCUCCUGGCAGCCACAGUCUUUAGGCCGAAUGGUGCACGUCGCGCGUUUCCGUGCUUCGACGAGCCGCACGUGCGUGCGCCCUUCCGUGUCUCCGUUUUCCGUGAUCGCUUCCACAUAGGUCUAUCCAAUUCCAUAGUGCAUACGACAGAGGAUGUGGGCUUCUACAUGGGUACAGGACUGUUGAGAGAUGACUUUAUUGAAACGCCUCCACUGCCUGCGGAUGCUGUUGCCUGGGUGGUCAGCGACUUUCAGCGUGAGUCGCUGCAGCCCUCGGCUGCCUAUAUGCCCACUACAGUGGCGCCACCUAGCGCUGGCGGCGGCAAGAAACCAUCUCAGCUGAACAACUACACGCAGCUGAAGAGCAAAAAUCCGCCCGUACGCAACAUUACUGCCUUGACGCAUUCGCUGAAUGUGAACUUGACGCCCUUCCACAAUGUCAGCAGCACGACGACCACAGCACUGCCCGUAAUUAUCAAUGGCAAUGGGAAACCCUCGAAUCCGACCUCCUUGUCGCAGUCGACGGGCUCCUCCAUCAAACGUGCUCCCUCGUAUACCUUCUAUGCGCCGAGAGACCUGCUGCCACGGUCCUCCUUCAUUCUGCACACAUCCCGAGAUGUGCUGGAGUAUCUGCAGACCUGGCUGGACAUCAGCUAUCCCCUGACCAAGGUGGACUUUGUAGCGUUGCCUUCGUUGGAUCGCAAUUUGAUCUCCUCGUUGGGUUUGGUCACAUUGAAGACUUCCUUUCUCACCGAUCCCCAGUCCAUAACCUCGGAGCAGUAUCAGUUCAGUGCACUGCGCAUUGCGGAGGCCAUGGUGCGUCAGUUCUUCGGUGGCAUCACCUCCCGCAAGGUGCUCAAGGAUGUCUGGCUGUGGGAGGGACUCAUUCAAUAUCUAGGCAUACAUGCGCUGGCUCCCCUGCAGGACAGCUGGCCGCUGCGCGAGAUGUACCUGUUGAAGAUGGCCACCGCAGCGCUGGACAUUGAUGCCAUUCAGGGCUGGGACAGCAUCAUGAACGGCACUCGCCACGACGGCAACAACGAAGAGUUCUUCGUCCAGAAGACGGCGGCCAUCUUCUCCAUGCUGCACACGGCCAUUGGCGAGGAUCGCUUUCGCGGCUGCCUCGGCACCUUCCUGAAGCUGAAUCGCUUCAAGACCGCCGAGCCCACUGAUCUCUGGACCAUAUGCACCAAGAAGGCAAACGGCUCGAAGAACAUCAAAGACAUGAUGACGCUGUGGACGCAUCAACCAGGAUUUCCGCUGCUCACCGUCACCAAAAUGGGCAACAGCAUAUCCAUAUCGCAACGACCAUUCAAGCCAGCCGACUUCUUGGCUAUACACGACGAGUCCUACGAUGGCAACAAUUACAAUCAGACGGCUCUGAAUGCCACCGAUACGCCCAGCACUGUGCCACCCACCCAUGCCAGCAAGCACAAGACUGCGCCGCAUCUCAAGUGGAUAUUCCCAGUUACAUAUAUCACCGACAUGAACAAUGUCAGCGAAACGCUCUGGAUGCAGAAUGUUGAUGUUACCUUCAAUGUGCCGGAGAAUGUAAAAUGGAUCAAGGUAAAUGCCAUACAGAACGGGUAUUAUCGCGUUAUCUACAAUGAUGAUAACUGGGCCAGUCUUAUCGAGGAGCUGUCGAAUAAUCCGAAGCGUUUCAGCAGCGAGGAUCGAUUGGGUCUGCUCUCGGAUGCCUUUACGCUGUGCCAUGCGAACCUACUGCCCUGUGAGAUUACGAUGAAUAUGAUCCAGUAUUUGCCCAGUGAAACGCACUACGGUCCGAUGGCAUUGGCCGUGCGACACUUGGAAAAAUGGCGUCGCAUACUCAAGUACUCCGAAUGCUUCCUAAUGCUCAGCGAGUUCAUCAAAAUGAAACUGUCGACGGUAAUGGAGAAGGUGGGCUGGGUAGACGAAGGCGAUGUGGCGAUCAGGCUAAUGCGUCCAGAGGUGCUGCUGGCAUCGGUGCUGUGGGAGGACAUUGACAGCAUAACCAAGGCCAAGAAUAUGUUGAAUCAAUAUUUGUACUACAAUGGCUCGGCCAUAGCGCCCAAUUUGCGUGAGGUGGUCUAUACGGGCUCCAUUUUGUCCGGCGAGUAUAUCUAUUGGCAGCAUUGUUGGGAGCGUUUCGUAACGCUGCAGCGCACCUCGGAGACGUUUGUGGAGCGAAUGCAGCUGCUGCGCGCCUUGGGACGCACCAAGGAUGCCUGGCUGCAGAAUCGCUUGCUCUCCCAUGUCACCAUGCUGCCCACCGAGGAGGUGGUGCAGGUGCUCAAAGCCAUUGCGGGCACGCCCACCGGCGGUGCAAUGGCCUGUCGCUUCCUGCAGGCCAAGUGGUAUGAGCUGGAGCAGCGCCUGGGACCGGGCACCAUUAGCUUUGCCAAAGUGAUAUCGGCCAUAACGCAAUAUGGCGCAACGAAGUUCGACUACGAUGAGCUAAAGUCCCUGGUGCAUCGGUUUGGGCGUGGACAGGGCAUGUCCGUGCUCAACAUGACGCUCAGCAGCGUCGCCUCCAAUGUGGAAUGGGUGGCCAGAUCUCAGACAUCGCUCUACAAAUGGGUGGAAAGUAAUUUGCAUUCGCAUCGAUAG